Acinonyx jubatus (cheetah) is the source of this 1329-nucleotide messenger RNA. It is a transcript of the gene CCDC198, whose product is annotated as coiled-coil domain containing 198. NCBI's taxonomy places the organism in Eukaryota, Metazoa, Chordata, Mammalia, Carnivora, Felidae. The record is from RefSeq and is a predicted model, not a curated record. The coding region runs from base 247 to 1032 and encodes 261 amino acids. The transcript has 6 exons.
AAUGUUUAACUGGAUUCUUUGGGUCUGAAAUGGCAGAGUGGGAGUUGAAGGGACAUCUCCGUGGAAACCAGGCUCCCAGGAAGUGGCCAGAGGGGUUACUGUGGGGUGAAAUAAAGCUUAGAAAUAUGUCAUGAAGUGCUUUGCGCAGCUGGGGUAAAAUUCUGAAGUACCUUAAUUAAAACAAGCCAAGUUAAAGGCCCCACACCACUUCCCUCGGGGUUGUUCUUUGAGUAUCUUUACCGUGAAAUGGGCCUGAGCCACUCUAAGCCUCACCCUAGAGUGACCAAAGUAGCACCUUUGCAAAACAAAGAGGAAGAACUCCCCUCUGCCAGCCCCGUGGACUUUGCAUUCAGUCAGAAUCUGGAAGAAAAGAGUUCGUAUUUGUUCACAGGACUGCAGGACCAGAACAAAGCUCUGGAAGGUCAGCUGCCGCCUCUACGAGAGACCUGGUAUGGAAGAUACUCUGCAGGGCCCAGGGCCAUGUAUUUUGAUAUCCCACUGGAACACGGAGAAACAAGUAUUAUUAAAAGGCAUCCACCCCGAAGACUUCAAAAGCUUGAACCCAUUGACCUGCCACAAGUAAUUACUUCUGAAAGGCUCCUGAGCCAGCAAGAAGCCAGAACAACUCACAGAGCAAAGCAGGAACUGGAAAAGACAAUGCCAACUCCAGGAUACAUUCCCGGGAAAAGACAAUAUUUACAUAAGAUGAGAAUGUUGGAAAUGAACCGGAACAGACAAGAGGCCCAAGCAGAGUUGAAAAAAAGUCUUCACAGGGAGGCAAGGAUUAAUAAGCAAAAACCGAGGGACCACAAAGCCAAGAAAAUCCUUCAAAGCAUCCCAAGAUGUGAUGACAGGGACCUUCCAACCUUUUUGCCAGAUGAAACCUUGAACAGAAGUCCAGCAAGACUGACCACUGAGAGAUCUACAGAAAUGCUGGCCACGUCUCUGGAGGUCCUGAGCUUCUCGGAUGCAAAGUUGCCAGCUGAAAGAGACACUGCUCCUGCUCAAAGGAAUAGGAUGCUUAAUCAAUAAGUUCAUUAAAUAAGAAAAGGCUAAAUCAUUGAAAAUCUACCUGGGGAAUCUAUUUAACCUAUACUCCCAGUGCCAGAAUGAAAUAUGCUAUGUAGGCACAUAGAUAAACAGCUGCGACAAUUUAAAAAACAUUGACCAAACAAUCCAAAAAAGUGUCUCAGCUAAAGUUAGAUACUUAGAGUCAUGGCUUGAGGGCAAGCCAAGAAAAACCAACAUUGGUAAAAUCUUUGGAAGAUGUCCCAGAUCUGGAGGGGUCCAGGAAGGACUGUGGAGAAGAGGGGUUCUCGGCAUUCUGCU